Molecule: messenger RNA, 858 nt
Organism: Dendrobium catenatum
Lineage: Eukaryota; Viridiplantae; Streptophyta; Magnoliopsida; Asparagales; Orchidaceae
Exons: 1
Coding region: 1-858 (285 amino acids)
Source: RefSeq, a predicted model, not a curated record
AUGAGACAACCAAAAGGUUUCGAGGAUACUACUCACCCAGAUCAUGUCUACCGACUUCACAAGGCCAUUUACGACCUCAAACAAGCGCCUCGGCAAACCUCUUUUCUUGUAUCUAUCGGUUUCACUCACACUAAAUCAGAUCCAUCUCUGCUUCUUUUCAACAAAGGCAAUGUUAAAUUAUUUUUGCUUAUUUACGUGAAUGAUAUCCUUCUAACGGGCAAUGAUCAUACAGCUCUCAAUAAUAUCAUAAUGCAGCUGCAAAGCAAGUUUUUAAUGAAAAUUUUGGGUCUCGUAUCUUCGUUUCUUGGCAUUAAAAUAUCCCGUAAAUCUGAUCAAUAUUUUCUAACCCAAAAGCAUUAUGCCCACUCCAUUCUUCAAUCUGCUCAGCUCACUACGUGCAAACCAUUAUCCAACCCUACAUGUACUAAACUCCCACAAACAUAUGGCUCCGAUCCGGUACUGGAUGAUCCGAACAUGUAUCGUUGUAUCACAGGUUCCUUGCAAUACUUGACGUUAACACGUCCCGACAUCUCUUUCAGCGUAAAUCUGCUGUCCCAGCACAUGCAUCAACCUCAGCCGCAGCACGUCUAUCUCUUAAAAUGGCUUCUUCGUUAUAUCCAAGGUACACUUAAUUUUGGUAUCCCAAUUCUAAAAUCUAAUCUACGUUUAUCAGCCUAUUCUGAUGCAGAUUGGGCCGGUGAUCCCAUCUCAAGGAAAUCAACCUCUGGAUACUGCUCCUACCUCGGCAAUACACUGAUUUCUUGGACGGUCAAGAAACAAACCAUAGUGGCUCGCUCAUCCACAGAGUUUGAAUAUCGCUCGUUAGCUGCACUUGCCGCCGACGUCAUAUGGAUUUGA